GGGAUUUCUCAAAAUGAAAUCUAAAAAAGUAUACGCAAAAGGAAAGAUAAAUCAUUUGUUGUGAUAUAUGAUUUACUUUUUGGAUAAAUGGGAAUUGAAUCAUCAACUCCCAUAAUAAUCUAACUAAGUAAGAUUUGAUAUUAUAAUCCUUUAAUACCAUAAGUGGAAAGGUAGUCAUUUGAAAAUAUUUUACUUUCAGAAAUUCAAAAACCUGCUCCAUAUGAUUAUGGUAAGGAACUACCUAAGGAUAUCGUGGCUAUUGUAUUAUCUAUAUUAGGCUAGAUAAAUUAUUAAUGCUAUUUAUACUUGUUUAGAAAAAGUUUAAUAUUGUAAUUAAGAUAAAAAGUCCUGAU
Messenger RNA from Paramecium primaurelia, 353 nucleotides. Lineage: Eukaryota; Ciliophora; Oligohymenophorea; Peniculida; Parameciidae. The record is from the annotation of a GenBank genome assembly.